UAGCUAUGAGCAUUUUGAUUUGAUCGUAGAACAUCUGUUUAUCCGUGCUUGAGUGCACACUAGAGGGCGCUCUUUGGACAGUACGUUUUACUUCACCUCUGCAUAUUUUCCCAAUCGGUAUUUGAUCAUUCAAAAUUUUGUUUACUUGUACUUGAGUAAAUUUUUGGGAUGACGACAACUGGAAUUUUGAUGUAACGCUACUCUUACUUGAGUACAAUAUUAUGGCUACUCAACCCACCUCUGCUUGUGAGCUAUGCAAGUACAAGAGUGAAGAGACGAAAAUAGAAACCAACACCUCUUCUUUUUGUGUGCGAGAGAAAACAAAUGCGGGUUGCAGAAGUGCGUUUCCUGCUGUGAGCGGAACAGAGAAGAGAAUCCACUUCCUCCAUCCUGCGCUGAGAAGACGCUGCGUUAGUCGAGGCUAUUUGUGUAAACGAGAGACAACAUGAGCCGAGCAUCUAAAAGCAAGACGGAAAAUGCGCGCAGUAGCUUGCUUAGCCAAAGCGAGAGCCAGGUCUUGGAAAACUUACUCGGAAGAAGGUGUGCUUCCAUAGCCACAGCAGUAGCACAGUUGUUCAUGGCGCUUCCACACAAGCCCUCCACGUGGAGCCUUCAGCACACAGGCGUGAUCUGCCUCAUCAAAGACAACCCCCAGCGUUCGUACUUCUUCCGCAUGUACGAUGUGAAGGCUGGGAGGCAGCUGUGGGAGCAAGAACUCUACAACCAAAUCGUCUACUCCGCAUCGACGCAGUUAUACUUUCACACCUUUGCUGCUGAUGAUUGUCAAGUUGGACUGAAUUUUGCUGAGCAGCAGGAAGCGGAAGCCUUUAGAAAUGCCGUGGUGGGGAAAAUCAACCAAAGAAACAACCGGCAAGAAAGAGGGCCCCUACCUCCUGUCCCAGCAGAAAAAAUUCCCAGUGAUCUCGGCUCCUUCCACAAGGCCCCCAGGGAUAUUCCGAGCCCCGAUAUCUCUUCACGGUUCCACUUGAUGCCUGCGGCUUCUUCGCUGCGACAGAACAAAAAGGACAAGAAGGGCAAGAAAAAGGGACUCUCCAAAGCAGAUAUUGGCUCACCCAGUGGUUUCAAGCAUGUGAGUCAUGUUGGGUUCGACCUCAACAAUUUGGAUCCGGAUCUGUGGAACCUGCUCUCCCAAGCUGGGAUCGGAGAGGCCGAGAUGAGGGACGAGCAGACCUCCCAGAUGGUCUAUAACAUCAUUGAGCGUUCAGGAGGCAUGGAGGCGGUCAAAAGGGAGGUGAAAAGAGGAGCGAGUGGGCCUCCACCGCCUCCGCCAGGCAGACAGGGUCCUCUGCCCCCUGUGCCCGGCUCGGUCCCGACGCCACCACCUACCCGAGGACGUUCUGGCCCGCUGCCUCCCAUCCCGGCACAGUCACAGCGAGCGGCGCGGGGUGCCGUCCCUCCACCGCCACCUCCGUCCGACCGAGGUUGCCCGCCUCCACCACCGUCGCACGGCCCUCUGCCACCGGCCCCCAAGUACUCUCACAGCACGCCUCUUCCGGUGGCGCCACAGCACCACCGGCGCGCUACAGGGCUCCAUCCCAUGACCGCCCCGUCCCCGCCCAGUAGAGGAGCGUCCGGAGAACCGGCACCACCACCUCCGCCACCACCACCGCCGCCGCCUUUACUGUCAGAACCCCAAACUCCUCCUCCCGCUCCUCCUGCGGCCGGCACUAAACCAAGUUUGACUUCAUCAGACAGCAGAGGCGCUCUGCUGGAUCAGAUUCGACUUGGGAAGAAGCUCAGAAAUGUGACUGAGAGCCAGGAUCAAAGCAUGAGCUCGCCUGCAGAAUCGGGCGAGGGCAUCGUCGGCGCUCUCAUGAUGGUCAUGCAGAAGCGGAGUAAAGCCAUCCAUUCGUCAGAUGAAAGUGAAGAGGAGGGUGGAGAUGAUGAAGAGGACGACGAUGAAUGGGAUGAUUGACCAACUGUUGAUUUAAAACCUUGUCUGGAGCCAGACUGGAGUUGUAAACAUCAGUACUUCUGCGAUUGACUUUUCCUCAAUUAAAUUUUGCCUUAAUUACAAAACGACUCCAUGCUGAAAAUAGAAAACUGCAGUUCUGGCAAUUGAUUCAAAAGGAUAACAUUAAGGCAAAAAUAACACUGGAGAACAAUUUGGGGGGGCAAAUGUUACAUUGUUAUGCUCAUUAAAACUAAAAUUACAGUGGGGCAAAUAUGUAUUUAGUCAACCACCAAUUGUGCAAGUUCUCCUACUUGAAAAUAUUAGAGAGGCCUGUACUUGUCAACAUGGGUAAACCUCAACCAUGAGAGACAGAAUGUGAAACAAAAAAAACAGAAACUCACAUUGUUUUAUUUUUAAAGAUCUUAUUUCCAAAUUGGAAUGGACAAUAAGUAUUUGGACACCUACAAACAGGCAAGAUUUCUGGCUGUCAAAGAGGUCUAACUUCUUCUUACGAGGUCUAACGAGGCUCCACUCGUUACUUGUAUUAAUGGCACCUGUUUUAACUGAUUAUCGGUAUAGAAAGACACCUGUCCACAACCUCAGUCAGUCACACUCCAAACUCCACUAUGGCCAAGACCAAAGAGCUGUCAAAGGACACCAGAGACAAAAUUGUAGACCUGCACCAGGCUGGGAAGACUGAAUCUGCAAUAGGUAAAAUGCUUGGUGUAAAGAAAUCAACUGUAGGAGCAAUUAUUAGAAAAUGGAAGACAUACAAGACCACUGAUAAUCUCCCUGGAUCUGGGGCUUCAUGCAAGAUCUCACCCCGUGGCGUCACAAUGACAACAAGAACGGUGAGCAAAAAUCCCAGAACCAAACGGGGGGACCCAGUGAAUGACCUACAGAGAGCUGGGAACACAGUAACAAAGGCUACUAUCACUAACACAAUGCGCCGCCAGGGACUCAAAUCCUGCACUGCUAGACGUGUCCCCCUGCUGAAGAAAGUAUUGAGAUGAACUUUUGGUAUUGACCAAAUAUUUAUUUUCCACCAUGAUUUGCAAAUAAAUCUUUAAAAAUCAAUCAAUGUGAUUUUCUGUUUUUUUCCCACAGUCUCUCAUGGUUGAGGUUUACCCAUGUUGACAAUUACA
Messenger RNA from Corythoichthys intestinalis (scribbled pipefish), 3060 nucleotides. RefSeq names its product actin nucleation-promoting factor WAS-like. Gene Ontology annotation, molecular function: actin binding. Gene Ontology annotation, biological process: actin filament organization. The transcript has 10 exons. Bases 446 to 1936 code for a protein of 496 amino acids. The record is from RefSeq and is a predicted model, not a curated record. Lineage: Eukaryota; Metazoa; Chordata; Actinopteri; Syngnathiformes; Syngnathidae.